AUGGAUAUGGCAGUUUUUGAGGGAAGGAGUCCCCGGGAAUCGGAAGGCGACUUCACUGACGAGAACGUUGGCCUCAUCAGUAAAACGAAGAAAAAGGGCAAGAUUUUAGAGCGUACUCCGUUACUACAUCGCCCAAUGUCAUCUGCUGACCCAGUUACUGUCGAGUUUGGUCGUCGACUUGAACGUGAAAGUGAAGAACAUCAUGCUUCUAGCGACGAUGAAGGAGCUAAUACCGGUGAACAAUAUGGUAGUACUACGGGUGCUGACUUCAAAGCAGUAGUUGAUGAAGCGAUACGUGCUAUACAUAACGGAGUUUUUCCCGAACGUAUUGCCCAGGGAUCGAGUGGCUCAUAUUUUGUCAAGAAUAUGCAAGGGAAGAUCAUAGGCGUUUUCAAGCCGAAAAACGAGGAACCAUAUGGUCAUUUGAAUCCGAAGUGGCUGAAAUGGUUUCAUAAGAUAUUUUUACCCUGCUGUUUUGGAAGGAGUUGUCUUGUUCCGAAUCAGCAACCUUUCGAUGGAACCAAGCAAUUGGAAGAAUGCAAGUUGAGGUUUUCUCAUGGAGGUUCAAUUCAAGAGGUGGUAGAUUCUAUAAAGUGA
This is a messenger RNA of Cooperia oncophora, 597 nucleotides long. Lineage: Eukaryota; Metazoa; Nematoda; Chromadorea; Rhabditida; Trichostrongylidae. The record is from the annotation of a GenBank genome assembly.